Molecule: messenger RNA, 591 nt
Organism: Lonchura striata (white-rumped munia)
Lineage: Eukaryota; Metazoa; Chordata; Aves; Passeriformes; Estrildidae
Product: mitotic-spindle organizing protein 2B
Cellular component (GO): spindle; centrosome
Source: RefSeq, a predicted model, not a curated record
GGGCGGGGCCGCCAGGGGCGGGACCGCGCAGCCAUGUCGGAGGGACCGGCGACAAUGGCGGCCCCGGCGCCGAUGGCGGAGACGCGGCUGCGGCGGAAGCAGCUGCUGAGCGCGGAGGAGGCGGAGCUGUUCGAACUGGCGCAGGCGGCGGGCAGCGGGCUGGACCCGGAGGUGUUCCGGGUGUUGCUGGACCUGCUCCGCAUGAACGUGGCGCCGCUCGCCGUGUUCCAGGUGCUGAAGUCGAUGUGUGCCGGGCAGCGGCUCCCGCCCGCCGCCGAGAGCGGCCCCGCCGCGCCGUUGCCCGCCGACAGCCGAGGGAGAAAUAAAACCAGCUCUGCUGUCGGUGGGUCACAGAUUCUGGCCGAAAGAAGCAGCCGGGAAGGAUCUGCCCAGAGGAUGCCGCGACAGCCGAGCGCGAGCCGCAUGCAGAAGGCUGGAACCUCUGGCAAGAGCAGUGGGGGAGGCAACAGUGCCUAAAUAAGGCCUUGGAACAGAUGGAUUUGGAUCCUUGAGAGUGUAUAUAUAUUGUGCUUGUUAAAGCUGCUUGUGUUGUAUGUAUUAACCUAAAAACAUGAUUUGUAAUACAGGGAA